This is a messenger RNA of Tricharina praecox, 1977 nucleotides long. RefSeq names its product GDP dissociation inhibitor. Bases 181 to 1749 code for a protein of 522 amino acids. The transcript is spliced from 7 exons. Gene Ontology annotation, biological process: vesicle-mediated transport; small GTPase-mediated signal transduction. Gene Ontology annotation, molecular function: Rab GDP-dissociation inhibitor activity. The record is from RefSeq and is a predicted model, not a curated record. NCBI's taxonomy places the organism in Eukaryota, Fungi, Ascomycota, Pezizomycetes, Pezizales, Pyronemataceae. Gene Ontology annotation, cellular component: cytoplasm.
UCCUAAUGGGCAACCCCACCUUUCCGCCUCUGAACUGUGCCUGAGCGCUGGCAUUUGUGCUGUCUGUCUCCGCUUCUUCAAACCUCCCCCUUCCAUCCUCCUUCACGAUACACGAUCUCCAUCUCUCCAUCAGCAAAAACAUCAACUCACCCUUCCAUCUCCAAAACACCUCUCUAAACAAUGGCUGAAGAUCUCAACGAGGAGUACGACGUCGUCGUUGUCGGAACUGGUCUGACGGAAUGCAUUCUUUCUGGUGUCUUCGGUUCCGAGGGCAAGAAGGUGCUCAACAUCGAUGCCAACUCCUACUAUGGCGGUGAGAGUGCGAGCUUGAACAUGUUCGAUAUGUGGAAGAAGUUCAGAUGGACCGAGGACCAGCGCAGAAAAGAGGAGGAACGCAAGAAGGAGAUCGAAAGGCUCGAGAACGAGGAGCGUGAAUCCGAGGAGAAGCGUCGGGCUGCUGCUAAGGCGGCCGGCGACGACAACUACAAGGCCGCCCCCAAGGCCCCCAGGCCCGAGCAGGUCGGACCGAACCCUCCUGAGGUGUUCGGAAAGGAUGCCCGUGCUUGGAACCAGUGGCACAUCUCGUUGACUCCCAAGUUCCUCAUGGCCGAUGGAGAGUUGACCCGGAUUCUUCACCAAACCGGUGUCACCCAGUACAUCGACCUCCUCUCCGUUCACGGCAGUUUCGUCGUCAAGAAGGGUGUGCCCAGCAGGGUCCCCUCGACACGUGGCCAGGCCGUCACCUCCCCCCUUGUUUCUGCCAUGCAGAAGUACUACAUGCAGAACUUCCUGCAGUUCAUUGCCAGCUACAAGGAGGAUGACCCUACCACCCACAAGAAAGGUCUGAACUUGGACCAGAACACCAUGAAGGAGGCGUACGAGAUCUUCGGUCUCGAUGCCUGGACUUCCGAGUUCAUUGGUCACGCCAUGGCCCUGUACGCUGAGGACUCCUACCUCGACAAGCCCGCUCGUGAGCCCAUCGAGCGUAUCAUCCUUUACGUCAAGUCCAUGGCCCGUUUCGGAAACUCGCCUUACAUCUUCCCCCUCUACGGUCUCGGCGAGCUCCCCGAGCGUUUCUCGUUCUUGUCUGCCGUCUACGGAGGUACCUACGCCUUGAACACUCCUCUCAAGGAGAUCCUCUACGGUGAUGAUGGCAAGGUUUCCGGUGUCCGUUUCCCCCACCCCAUUACCAAGGAGGACACCGUCGUCAAGACCAAGAAGGUCAUUGCCGACCCCACCUACUUCCUCGGCGAGGAGAACAGAAUCCGCAAGGUUGGCCAGCUCGUCCGGGCAAUCUGUGUGCUCCAGCACCCCGUCGAGGGAACCGACGGCGCCGAAUCUGCGCAGAUCAUCAUUCCCGCCUCCCAGAUGGGUCGCAAGAACGACAUCUACAUCUCGGUGCUGUCUUCGGUCUUCAAUGUCUGCCCCAAGGGUCACUACCUUGCCAGUGUGUCGACCAUGAUCGAGAAUCCCGACGGUGGCAACCCCCAUUCGGAGCUCGAGCCCGGUUUCGAGCGUCUGGGUCUUGCAUCCGGCCGCCUCGGUGAGAAGGAGGAGAAGUUCAUCCAGGUUGUCGACCUGUAUGAGCCCAUCGAGGAUGGCACCAGGGACAACGUCUUCAUCUCUCGCAGUUACGACGCAACCACCCACUUUGAGACCUGCACAGACGACGUCAAGGACAUCUACAAGCGCGUCGAGGGCAAGGAUUUGGUUAUCAAGGAGAGGAAGGAGAAGGUUGUGGAGGAGUAAAGGGAACAUCACUGAAGUGACGAUACUAUCAUUUAAUAAUUGUCGAGCUAUUGUUUUUUUUUCGAGACUGUUGCAUUUCGUGAUGGGAUUUUUACGAAUGGAAUUCGGGGUUUUUUUAGCGGCGACCUUUUGAUCUGUUACCUCAUUUAUUCGCUGGUGAUCUUGUCUGUCCAUCGUAGAGUACACGCGUUCGCCACAUAUCUACAGAGUGGGACGAGGAGGGAGGAG